Messenger RNA from Morus notabilis, 634 nucleotides. RefSeq names its product heavy metal-associated isoprenylated plant protein 39. The transcript has 3 exons. Lineage: Eukaryota; Viridiplantae; Streptophyta; Magnoliopsida; Rosales; Moraceae. Gene Ontology annotation, molecular function: metal ion binding. The record is from RefSeq and is a predicted model, not a curated record. Bases 156 to 473 code for a protein of 105 amino acids.
AAAAAACCCCGGUACUACUUCUACUGCCCCAUCACAACUUCUCUCUCUCUCUCUCUCUCUCUCUCUCUCCUGCCUCACGUCUAGUUCGUUUUCACAACACAACUUCUCUCUCUCUCUCUCUCAUCUCUGCUUUUCUUUCCAUUCUUCCUCUUCAAAUGGCUCAGAAAGUGGUGUUGAAGGUCAUGACCAUGACUGAUGACAAAACAAAGCAGAAAGCCAUGGAAGCUGCAGCUGAUAUUUAUGGGGUUGAUUCAAUUGCGGCAGAUAUAAAGGAUCAGAAGUUGACAGUGAUUGGACAAAUGGACACAGUGGCGGUGGUGAAAAAGUUGAAGAGGGUAGGCAAAGUGGAUAUCAUAUCAGUUGGUCCAGCCAAGGAAGAGAAGAAAGAAGAGAAGAAAGAGGACAAGAAGGAAGAAAAGAAGGAGGAAAAGAAGGAAGAAAAGAAAGAGGAAAAAAAGGAGGAGAAAAAAUAAAACAUCUCAAUAAUAAUCAUCUCAUUAUCACAAUUUCCCUAAAACCAUUUACAAUAAUUUUCUUGAUUUGGCAAUGUGAGGGUCAAAUUUUCUUUUGUAAAUGUAACUAAACAGUGGAAAUAGAAGAGUAUCACAAGCUUUUUUUUUUUUUUUUUACCCAA